AUGGGAUCCCCGCCGCUUGCAUUUUUGCUGUUGGUCCUGCUGGUUUUGUCGCGGGGUCCGCCUGGGUGCGAUGGAGGCCACAUCCUGGUUUUCCCGGUGGACGGUAGCCACUGGAUCAACAUGAAGGUUCUUCUGGAGGAGCUCCACCUGCGAGGACACCGGCUGACGGUUAUCCGAGCCUCCAACAGCAUCUACGUGCCCCAGAACUCGCCGCUCUACACCGCCGUCACCAUCCACGUGGCCACAGAAUGGGAGGAAUUUUUUGAAUUUCUGCAGGAGCUCAUUCAGGGCCUCCGAAACGGCCGCACCAUGCACCGCGAGUUCGCCAACAUGAUCUACGAGGCCCACUCAGUGUGGGGCGCCUCCCUCUCCGCCUUCCUGGACAACCAGGAGACGGUCCAGAGCUUAAGAGAUUCCCGCUUCGACCUGGUCCUGACCGACCCAGCCAUCGGCCCCGGGGUGAUUCUGGCCAAGUACCUGGACCUUCCUCUGGUGCUCAACGUCCGCUGGAUCCAAGGCGGCGAGGGCCACUUCGCCAUGGCCCCCUCGCCGCUCUCCUACGUCCCCGUGCCGGGCACGGGCCUGACGGACAAGAUGGACUUCUUCCAGAGGGUGAAGAAUGUCUUCUUCUACGCCUUGCUCAACCUGCAGCAAAAAAUCCUAAUCGAGCCCAUCUAUAGCGCCCUCUGCAGGAAGCACAUCCAGGGCGGUUGCGACAUCAACUUCCUCCUUCAACAGGCCGACAUUUGGCUCUUCCGCACCGAUUUCGUCUUUGACUUUCCGCGGCCCACCAUGCCAAACGUGGUCUACAUCGGGGGCUUCCAGUGCCGGGCUGCCCGCCCGCUGCCUGCGCAUCUGGAAGACUUUGUCCAGAGUGCCGGGGAGCACGGCAUGGUUGUCAUGAGUCUCGGCAGUCUGAUCGAUGCUCUGCCCGAGCGCGACGCCGAGGAAAUCGCUGCAGUCUUCGCCAAGUUGCCGCACAAGGUGAUUUGGCGUCACAAAGGUCCUCGACCAUCCACGCUGGGCAACAACACCAUGGUGAUGGACUGGAUGCCCCAAAAGGAUCUCCUGGGCCACCCGCAAACCAAAGUCUUUGUAGCCCAUGGAGGCACCAAUGGACUCCAGGAGGCCAUCUUCUAUGGUGUCCCGGUCCUGGGCAUCCCGCUUUUCUUCGACCAGUUUGACAACCUGGUGCGCUUGGAGCACAAAGGAGCCGCCAAGAUCCUGGAGCUGGCGGACCUCAGCCAGGGUUUCGAGGCCGGCCUCAAGGAGGUCCUGGGCCGGGACAGUUACCGGCGCAACAUGAGGAGAUUGUCGGACCUGCACCGGGAUCAGCCCGUGACGCCCACGGAUCGGGCCGUCUUUUGGGUGGAGUAUGUCAUCCGGCACAAGGGGGCGCCGCACCUGCGCACUCGGGCCUACGAGAUGCCCUGGUACGCGUACUACGGCGUCGACGUGGCGCUGCUGCUGGCGGUCGUUGCGGCUGUGCCGAUGUCGGCGGCCGUGGCUCUCGUCAGGUUCCUCUGCUGCAAAAAGACGAAAAAGAGAAAAAACAAAACAAAACAACAAUAG
Molecule: messenger RNA, 1572 nt
Organism: Phycodurus eques (leafy seadragon)
Lineage: Eukaryota; Metazoa; Chordata; Actinopteri; Syngnathiformes; Syngnathidae
Product: UDP-glucuronosyltransferase 1-2-like
Exons: 4
Coding region: 1-1572 (523 amino acids)
Molecular function (GO): UDP-glycosyltransferase activity
Source: RefSeq, a predicted model, not a curated record